AAUCGUCCGAACGGCAACAGCCUAAGAAGAGAAGAGGGAUUCCGCAGAGGAGCCGCACAAGAAAGCAGCGACGAUGUUUCUCCGGCGAAUUGCGCGGCCGCUGAUGGCGAAGGUGAAGGAGACGACUGGGAUCGUAGGACUGGACGUGGUCCCCAAUGCCCGUGAGGUCCUUAUAUCCCUCUAUACCAAAACCCUAAACGAGAUCCAGACCGUUCCCGAAGAUGAGGGCUAUCGUAAGGCUGUUGAGAGCUUCACGAGCCACCGCCUCAAGGUUUGCCAGGAGGAGGAGGACUGGGAGCAGAUCGAGAAGCGGUUGGGGUGUGGGCAAGUGGAGGAGCUCAUCGAGGAAGCGCAGGACGAGCUCAAGCUCCUCUCCAUGUUGAACGAGUGGGAUCCAUGGGGUGUUCCCGAUGACUAUGAAUGCGAGGUUAUUGAGAACGAUGCUCCAAUUCCAAAGCAUGUGCCUCAGCAUCGACCAGGUCCUCUCCCAGAGGAGUUCUACAAUACGCUGGAGGCUGUUACUUCUCACCCAGAGAAGGAUACGCCUGCAGGCACCUCUAGUGAGUCACAGCCAAAGGAAUAAAAGUAUGUUGCUGGGCUUGUUUUUGAUUUGCAUCAAGAAACAUCAUAUUUAAAAGAUGAAUUAAUGUCCAUUUUUCUGUAUCCUCUUGUUGAUGUUUGCUAUCUCGCUGUAUGUUUGUCGCUGGAUUCUACAGUGUACAACUUAUGGCACACAAGCUUGAACCAUUCAGUUAAUAAUCUCUAGUUGAGCUGGCUUUAUUCAAGAA
This is a messenger RNA of Vitis riparia (riverbank grape), 788 nucleotides long. RefSeq names its product probable NADH dehydrogenase [ubiquinone] 1 alpha subcomplex subunit 5, mitochondrial. Bases 74 to 583 code for a protein of 169 amino acids. The record is from RefSeq and is a predicted model, not a curated record. The transcript has 2 exons. Lineage: Eukaryota; Viridiplantae; Streptophyta; Magnoliopsida; Vitales; Vitaceae. Gene Ontology annotation, biological process: respiratory electron transport chain.